Suncus etruscus (white-toothed pygmy shrew) is the source of this 888-nucleotide messenger RNA. It is a transcript of the gene TIGD5, whose product is annotated as tigger transposable element derived 5. Lineage: Eukaryota; Metazoa; Chordata; Mammalia; Eulipotyphla; Soricidae. The record is from RefSeq and is a predicted model, not a curated record.
AUGCAUGAGGGUGAAGACACGCAUAGGCAGUGUCAACCAGAGCCCCUGGGCUCCCCUGAUGAGCUGCAGACACCCCAUGGGGCAGUGCGCAUGCUGUUUCUGUGCAAGGGCAGUGGCCAAUUCCUCCCCGAGCCCCUCAAGCCAGGCGUGGUGGCCACCUUCAAGCAGCUGGACAAACGGGAGCUGCUGUGCCUGGCUGGGUCCCGUGCCAGGGGCUCCCCCAUCGUUAAUUAUUUCAUGCUACACAUAUUGAAGGACAUGCUCUCCCUGACUGGCCUCUCCUGGGACCUGAUACAGGCUGGCUGCAUCGAGCGCUGCUGGCUGCUGGGCCUGUACACUGCUUUUGAGCCUCAGCUGGUCCAGGAGGGUGGUGGGCAGCUGGCCAGCCAGCCAGAGGCGGUGAUGGAGCACGGCAAGAUGCUCAUUGAUCUCACACGUCUCGAAGCCUCGGCUUACAAGCGACUGGAGCCCAAGGAGGUGGCAGAAUGGCUGCACCUAUACAACGACGUGGGCCCAGGCCGCCCAGUGCUGGCCACUGCCCCGGAGUUUGGGGUGGAGAAGGAUGCACCUGAUUGAAGAAGGGCACAUGUGCCUUUGCCCAUGGCUGGUGAGGCCAUGCAGGGUCUGAGGACAGUGCUGCAAUGCCUGGAGAGCCAGGACCCCUGGACGGUGGGGCCCCUGGAACUGGUCCAGCUCCACUCUCUCAUCAGCGUGGCCCAAAGGAUGGAGGCAUCACACCUACCCCCACGGGCUCUGCCCAGGGGGCAUGACAUGGCUAAGGCCUUCGUCUUGGUGCUGUGUGGCUGUCUUAUGGGCGAGACUCGUCUGGCUUUAGCCUCUGUUGUGUUGAAUCUGUUGUAUCGAGGGACGCUGGUCUCAGGCUCCUGA